GAAACAAAACGACUAGCAGACGAAACCAGGAAGCCACCAGCAGGAGCUUUCGUCGCAGUCUUGAUUUGUGGGUCUGUUUCCAGUAGCCAAGGAACACAAAAGGACCACCUCUCAAACGUAAAGCAGCCUCAUCAAAUCCGUCAACAAUGGUGAAGAUAUUUGUUGGCAACGUAGCUUCGGCAACCACAGAAGCAGAGCUCCGUGCUUUGUUUGAGCAGCAUGGCACCGUGUCAGACUGUGACAUCUUGAAGAACUAUGGCUUUGUGCACAUGGAUGAGGAGGAUGCCGCCCAGAAGGCUGUCGCUGCCUUGCACAAGCACGUCCUCAACGGCUCUCGCAUCACCGUUGAGUACGCCACCACCAAAGUGCGCAACGCCACCAAGAUCUAUGUGGGCAAUGUGCCUGAGGGUGUCACAGCUGCCAAAAUUAAGGAGCUCUUCCAGCCAUUUGGCAAAGUGGUGGAGUGUGAUAUUGUGAAGAAUUUUGCUUUUGUUCAUAUGCAGAGGGAAAAUGAGGCCUUGGAGGCCAUCAGGGAACUUAAUCAUUCUAAAGUGGAGGGUCAAAAGAUCUUUGUUUCCCUCUCUCGCAGUAACCAAGCCAAAAAUGGCCGAGGGGAGGACUAUCUCCCCCCUCCUCCCCAUCACUAUCCACCCCACCCACACCACCACCCUCACUACCUUCCCCCACGCCCUCCGCCCGGCGACUACUAUGCGCCCCGUGGUCGACUUCCACCUCCUCCUCUCCCUCCACCGCCUCCCCGCGCCUACUAUGAGCGCGAGGCGUAUGAGAGGGGCGUUCGGCCCGACCCAUAUGCCGCUGCCUCCUCGCGUUAUUAUGAGCGGGAUCCCUACGAGCGACGUCUUCCGCCUCCGCAGCGACCGCUUUCUCCUCCUCUCGCCUCUCGCUACUACCGUGAGCGCAGCCCUUUGGGCAGCCGUCGCUCUCUCCUGCCUCCGCCGCCCCCACCACCCUCCUCUGCCGGCUAUGCCCGCAGCUACGCCCGCAGCGGCACAGGCUCCGCACCUCCUCCUCCUCCCUCCUCCGCCUCGUCCUCCCACUAUCAGCGCUAUUCUCUCGGCUCAGGCUUUGAUAAAGAUGAUUACUUGGAGGAUAAAUACAGCAACGGCUUUGGUCGCGGCUACUAAAAUGCACAUUGUUCAAGUCCGAGUCCCCGUUUGGAAUUGUAGUGUACAAGUGAUCUAAGAGGGACAUAUCUGCAGGGAGUUAGGAAAUAUUUUAUGACGGUUGUAGCUAAUUCUGACAACGGGUAGAUACUGUAUACAUUGAUUUAACUAUAAAUUAAAUUCAGCUUAUUGAAGGAUCAUGAAAUACUGAUUUGCAUUUGCAUUUAGACAGAUUUUUAUAGUGUAUUAAAAGAUAGUUGUAGACAUAUCAGCUUUGAAUAUUUUUUUUCCACAUUCAAAAUAGUCGUUUUGUUUUUCUGUCAGGGUUCUUUAAAUAAGUGGUGUGUCUUGCAUGUUUGUCAGUUUAGAUUCUGAAGGAGUGUGAGGGACUGCCUCAGCCUUAGGGCUGAAAAACUAAAGCUUGAGGUACUGUGUAGGCUUCCUCUUAUUAUUGACUUAUGACUAGAUGUGUUCUUGAGAUCUUUAUUUAACUGAAACCCUCCCCACCUUUGCAUUGUUCCUAAAGGGUUUUUGUUUAGUAUUUAGAUGUGGUAUGUUAUUGACAUUUGUCUUGAAGCAUGGCAUAUGACUUGCAUGGUUAAGAAAGAUAAGGCUCUAAUUUGAAGUCAAACAGAAAUCUUACCCUGGCUCCAAAGAUCUUGACACUGUCCUGCGUAGCUAAGGUUAAGGUUGUUUUUAAUUGUAAUUAUUUAUUUAUUUUCUUUUGGAAGUCUGUUAUGGAUGGCUUUGAUAUGGUCUGAGUGAUUCGAAAGGCAUUGUUUGAAAUGAUUUUGCGUGUGAGAGUUGGGAUCAGUGUUAAGAGGAAGAGGGAGGAUGUGGGUAAAUGUGUGGUAGUGGGCGGAGCUGGGCACACACCGACUGAUGAACAAAUCACAUCUUACUGGUCGACCGAGCACGACAUCCACCGGCCGCUCAACACUUGGAAACAACGUCACCUCCUAGGAUAAAGCACCAUCAACUAAAGGAAACUCGGAAAGCAAAUGGCCAUCCGCUGACCGUCUAAAUAAAACAAAACGCUCAGGCUGAUUCUUAGGUUGCUUCUCUGUAUUCCUAGAUAAACUGUGUUUUGCCGGUUAAUCGCUACCGCAGACUGAAAAUCGUAGCCUCUCUUGACUCUCCAGACAUUUAGCGUUACAAUACAAUGGACGUGCUUGUGAUUGAAACCCCAACAUUGUAGCUUGUCCCACUUGUACUAUUGUUGCCUACGGUCUUAUUGUUAAAAUACAAUUCUGCUUAAUAUGUACCUCUUAAAAAUCUCGACUGUUGAUGCGAACCGAUAUCUUUAUAAAUUGUUCCACUCAAAAUCUUUAACGGUUGUUCGAACGUGAGACGAUUUUUGUGCUUGUUUUGGUUACUUAAAAAAUAAAUUUAGUUAUGUGCUAGCAGUCGCUGUCUCCAUCUAGCCGCUUAAAUAAAACAUCGACUGAUCUGACUAACGUAACAUUUUUCAUUUCACUGUUUUUAUUUAUUUUAAAACUUACUUUUUUUGUUGGUUAUUUAUUUUUUACAAAAAGGCAUUUUUUCUGUUGCCUUUCCGCCCACGUUAACACUCGUUUACUGCAAAGGACCUGUUGAAAUCUGGUAAAAAAAAAAAAUUCAAAUAACAGGCUUGUAUGCAGACUUAGCUGCUGAUACCACAGCACAGAGGGUGCUUAGAGUCCAAAAGCAGACCAAAUGUAACUUGUGAGUUCCCAUCACUCAACCCUGCUAUUACUGUGUCCCUGCCCCAAGCCCUGGCCAAGGUUAAUAAAAUAUAAGUAGUCCUGUUAAAUAACUUUGUAGCUGACUGUGUGGCCUCAGAACAUGUAGGUGAGUGAAAUAAACAGGUAAGUAAUGUUGAAAAGCAUUGGUUUUAUCUAAACGUUUGUCUUGCUUUUGUGGAACAUCUACAGUAGUGUGCAACAGUCAGAGACCCUAUUAUUUAUUUAUUUUUUGUUCAAAACAGCCAUUAAGUACAGAAAAAGCAGGAAACACAUUAUCAGAAAAUUACACAAAAGCAUCCAACACAAGUAUAAUAUCAAAUCUUUCAGUAUUUAAUCUGUCCACUCUUUUUAUAUUUGUACACCUACAACCACUAUUCCAUCUUUCUAAUCUUAAAGCCAACCAGUUACAGCUGUGUCCUCCCAACAAAAGCUUUUGUUCAAGGUGUCAUUGGCAUUAUAUUCCCCUUCAAAGAAACACUAAAAUUGACACAAACAACAACCUGAACACACUUUAGCUACCUGCAAAUUUCUCUCUCGUCCAUCUAAAAUGGCUACAUGAGAUUGGAUAUAAUCCACUUGUAUAAGGAAAAGGGAAAUCAAAGAAAUGUAACAGUUUGAAAAAUUGUAAUAAUAAAAAGAUAUAGAUUAAAUAGGAUUCCUGACAACUGUUUCAGACCUGGUAGACCACCAAAACUGUCCCCAUCAGAUAAACAGUACUUAAAGCUUUCAGCUUUGAGAGAGAGCAGAAAAUCAAGCUCCACUCUUAUUUCAGAUCAGAAAAAAUCCACAGGCGUUUCUGUCCAUCCUUCCACUAUGAGAAAACAACUAUGUGCUAUGGGUCUGGAAGGAUGUGUAGUUGUCAAGAAGCCCUUUCUGAGAAAAGAAAAAGAGAUAAGAGAUUGCACUAGAACACCAAAAAUGGACAUCAGCGAUAUAGGUUUUAUGGACUGAUGAAUUUGUAACUGGAAUCACUUGGAUUGUGUGAAGCUGGAAAUGCAACGAACUUCUAACGUUGAAGGUGUAAAAAAUAUCCUUUCUGAUUUCUUUGAAAAAUUGAAAGCAAGUCUCAUGAAAAGAAUGGAAGCCGGAAUAAAUGCAAACUGUGGACAUGCUAAGUUCUGAAAAUAUAUCUAGUUGAAUUUUUUUGUUAAAUAUAUUUAUUUCUGCCUUUUUCCCCCAUAAGUAUUUCCAUAUAAAUACUUACUGGCUGUUUUCACUGGAAGUUAAAUAAAUGAAAGGGUGGUAUCUUGUUUUUUGCACAGUACUGUAUAUGACAAUGCUCUUUUUUAUGUGUUUUUCCCCUCUAAAUUCAUCAUACUAUUGGAGGCAACGAUGUAGAGUGGUUGAAAUAUGGCAGAUACUGUACAACCAUGUCUGGAAUGUGUAUUAUUUUCCUUGUGUCUCUUAAAGCCUCUAGGACAAUGAUUGUCAUGAUUGUCACUUGUGUGAUGAGAUCAUCUAGAAAUACGUGUUUUUCAAGAUUGAGAACACUUUCUGGUUUGUCAGGUGUUGGGGUCCUUUUGUUUCCUCAUGUCAGUGACAAAAAGGCAGCAAAUACCAUAUAAUUCUGUGCAACAACAUUCUACAUUGUUAAUAGACUCUGUCUAGCUGUCUUGAGAAAUACAGUCUCAACUGCCUGACAUUAAAAAAAUCAAGGUGUUGAAAGUUAGAUGUUCAUUCGUAAUUAAUUAAUUACAUUUAUCUGCAGUUCAAACCCAUCACAGGGCAUGUUCAGUAUAUAUAGCAAAUAGUGAGCAGAUUCUCUACAAGGUGAUAAUAGUAAACACUGACACCUACCUUGUACAUGUAAAUUGGCCAGUUUAUCAGAAACAUCUACCACAUGGGUGCAUUUUGUAGGUUUACAGUUACUGUCUGUAGCCCAUCUGUUGCUUGAUUACAUACCUCAGCAACAGUGCUGGAUUGAGUAGUCCACCAACCAGACGGGUGUGUCUAAUAAAUGGUCAGUAAGUCUGCACGGCAUGCAAAAUCCCAGCGCCAUCUUAGUGCCUUGAUGUCAUGGUGUCACUACAGCUGAGAAUGGUCCUCCUCCAUGUGGUCCCUUUCCAUUGAUUGGUGGGGUAGAGGGGGCUGAUCAAUUGUGCAGCAACAAAUGAUCUACAGUCAGUAAUUGUAAACCUACAAAGUGCAUCUGUAUGGUAAAAUGCCCAGUCAUGGUAGGUAGAAGAUGGUGUGCCUAAUAAACUGGUGUAUAAUGUCAUUUAAACUAGGCUACAAAUAAUGUUCCUCAGCUGAGCAAAACGUAAUGAUGAUGGAAGCAGAAACUUAUUAAUAGUGAGUUUCUUAGAAUGAAGACUGGAUUUAAUAAGAGUAAAUAAAAAAGACAAAAGUAAAAUUCUAAUACAUUUUCAUUAUAAGAGACAUUAAAGACUUAUCAGUCCAUUUAUUAUCUACCUUAUCUACCUAUAUUCAGUCAUUUUAUCAGCUACCAUACACUCUCUGGGUGCAGGUGUACAAUAACAGACUGUAGCCCAUGUGCUGCUGCACAAUUUAUCAGUCCCCAUCGCCCUGUCGUUUUAAAAUUAGUAGAAAGCGACCACCAGACCGUAGCUAGGCAGAUAAUAUUUAAGUGGUGGAUCAUUCUCAGCAUGUUAAUGUGUGUUGCUCUGGUAUGAGUGUAUCAGGCACAGCAGUGAACUGUGUACACCUUAUUGCAACAGUUGCUGCAAAUGUUGCUGUGUCAGAUACAUGUACCAGUGAUCUAUACUUGUAUGCAAAAGUUUGAACACCCCUGGUCAAAUGACAUGUCUUGUUAGUUUUCAAGUGAAAACAGGUUAGUGUGUUCUCUGUACAGGAUAUGUUAACUUAUUUUAACUUAGAAAACUGACAAAACAUGCAUUUGGCCAAGGGUUUUCAAACAUUUGCAUACAACUGAACCUGAAGCUUUUGUGGCACACAUCCACGAUCAUUUGUAAGAUGUGGUAUCUAAUAAAUCUGUUUCAUUAUUUAGCAAGAGA
This is a messenger RNA of Colossoma macropomum (tambaqui), 5823 nucleotides long. RefSeq lists its product as uncharacterized. Gene Ontology annotation, cellular component: cytosol. The transcript is spliced from 2 exons. NCBI's taxonomy places the organism in Eukaryota, Metazoa, Chordata, Actinopteri, Characiformes, Serrasalmidae. Gene Ontology annotation, molecular function: mRNA binding. The record is from RefSeq and is a predicted model, not a curated record. The coding region runs from base 147 to 1145 and encodes 332 amino acids.